UAGGCUGUGGAGGAGGUAGAGGUGGAGGAGACAAGAGGGGGGCUGAACAGGGAGGCUUGGAGAAACAAAAGGAAACCAGCUGCAGAACUUCCUGAGGAGAGGGAGAGGAUUAUUUAAUUUUUUUUAAAAAAGGAAAAAAAAAAAGUAGGAAAAGGAGGUUUAGCAGCCAGGAUCUGUGAGCCUGCCCUGAGAUCAACCUCUCCCACAAUGACCAGUGCGAUCCUGAGGAGGAAUUCCAGCAAACAAGGGUUACAGAACCUCAUAAGGCUGACAGCACAGUGGAGUGUGGAGGAUGAGGAGGAGGCAGCGAGAGAGCGGCGUAGAAGGGAACGGGAGAAACAGCAGCGGUCCCAGGCAGAAGAUGGUUUGAACAACACCAACUCCUUCUCAGAGAGUGGGCUGUCAGCCCAGGAAAACCAGUUUGACUUUAAGCCUUCAGGGACCUCAGAGCUGGAAGAGGAUGAGGGGUUCAGCGACUGGUCUCAGAAGCUCGAGCAGCGCAAACAGAGGUGGGCUGCAGAGGGGACACAAGAGGGGGAGCGAACAUCCCCCAGGGAAUGGACACAGGCCCAGGAAGCAGAACCUACUUGCAGAGAAGAAAGGUCUCCAAGACACUCCUAUGAGGAAGAGGACAGUGGUCUGAGGGAAGCUGAAGUCAAGCUGGAGCAGGUCCAGCUGAAUCAGGAGGCCCCGGAGGAGAUUCCUGGGGAAAACGAGGAGAUGAGGCAGGAGCCACUGGAGACGGAGGAGCCUCAGCAACUUUUUGAGGAAGAAUGCAUUCAAGAGCAGAAGCAAGAAGAAGAGGAGGAGGAGAAAGCUGGGCAGGAGGAGAAAAAGAGGAGAAGGAAUGAGGAGGAGGAGACACCAGAAAAACGCCAGAAAGCACCGAGCACCUCCAGCGUGGAAGGGGAAGAGGAUGAACAAUGUGAUGGCCAGUCCCCAACGAGUUCCACAACAAUCAUCGAUCGAACUGAAUCCCUGAACCGCUCCAUAAAGAAAAGCAACAGUGUGAAGAAGACUCAGCCACUACUUCCUGUUUCCAAGAUUGAUGACAGACUGGAGCAGUACACUCAUGCCAUCGAGACAUCCGAGAAGGUUCAGAAACUCGUCCGACAAUCUUCCCUUGAACUUGCCACCACAAGCAUGGUUGUAGCCAGCACAAAAAGCCUCUGGGAGACUGGAGAGGUUGCAGCUCAAUCCUCUGUUAAGUCACCAUCCUGUAAGGAUAUUGUGGCUGGAGAUAUUGUGAAUAAGCGAAGCAUGUGGGAACAGAAGGGUACCCCCAAAAAUGAAGGCAACAUCAAGACCACCGCUUCUGGCAAGAAGUACAAGUUUGUAGCGACUGGACAUGGCCAGUACAAGAAGGUGUUGAUAGAUGAUGCAACAGAGCAAUAGCGUGUGUGGAGUACCAAUCAACCAGCGGAGUUUGGUCCUGGCUAGAUGCAACCCUGUACUCAACGCUGAUGCUUCCUCUGCUAUAAGGGAGAUCACUGAAGGAUGUCUUUCUCCCAGUCCCUGGUGGCUAACUUCUCUCUGCUCCAGAACAGCCUGGCUGUAUCCUCGGGUGGGAGCAUCACCCCACGCUGCUUUCAUGAGGAUGAAAGGAACAUAAUCAGCUGGCUAUUGUUCCUCAUUUUAACUUUCUAAAUGACUCUUUACUGUUUUGUAUUUGGCUCCUCUGGGCCCUUCUGUUUCCAUGCUGGAGAUGGGAGGCCAUUACUUUGGCCCUCUCUAAUCUCUCAAACAUACAAAGAGAAGGAUCUUCCAAUUUGCUUAAUCAAGCAGGGGGUAGAAGGUGUCUCAAUAACCAAUGAGAAACCUUCAGCUACUUCCUCUUUGGAAAUAGGAGGGAUAAAGCUGAACAGAAAAAGAUUAAUGGGUACGGUGGUGAAGCAGGGGAAUGCUCAACAGAGGAGGCUAGUGGACUGAUUCUUAGAACCACCUCUACUCAGGCCUCUAAUCCGGUGGAGCCACAACUGUAUUGGCAAUCUAGACCAUGUCGUGUAUAUUAAAGAACCACCAUGUUCUUCUGUAAGUGGGGAAAACUUACCCCGUUUGUUUUUCCAUCUCUUCACCUGUGCCUCUUCUGCUGUGAACUUUAAUAUGAGGUGGGGAAAACCUAUGACUGACCCUCUCCUCUGCCUUUGUGUGGAUGUCCAGGCCAAGAUAGUCUAUUCCAGUUGAAUACAAGAUUCCAAUCCAGACUUCUCUAAUUCUACAGAUGUUUCCAUACUGAGGUGGUCCCUUCACCUGUCAAUCACAAUGCCAGUCUCUUCCAGACUGAUUGUCCCAUGUGAACAGUGGUAGCUCAG
Molecule: messenger RNA, 2312 nt
Organism: Gopherus flavomarginatus (Mexican gopher tortoise)
Lineage: Eukaryota; Metazoa; Chordata; Testudines; Testudinidae
Gene: LSP1
Product: lymphocyte specific protein 1
Exons: 11
Coding region: 208-1395 (395 amino acids)
Biological process (GO): muscle contraction
Molecular function (GO): actin binding; myosin binding; calmodulin binding
Source: RefSeq, a predicted model, not a curated record